CCUGACGGGAUUGUAGCUUUCCCAGCGUUAUCCCGACGAUCUCUCGGACAUCGUGAGAGCCCCCAGUAGCCUUACUUGAUUUCGAGACAAGACAUUUUUAUUUAUUUGUCAGUUCACUAGCGCUGCUCGGCUAUCGACGAUGUCUUCAACUAAUUUACCGUUAAGUGUUAGCUGGUCAAAGUUGCUCAGCCGUUAGCUCUUAGUUCAGUUAGCAAGUCCAUGUCUUUCUAGCACACAAGCCAGCUAAUGUCUUGUGCAGCCGCUGUCUUUGAACGGUUGUCAGCACCAUCCACGGGACAGCGGGCAUCCUUCACCCCCGGCCGUCUGAUGGAAGGGUGAGGGGAACGAUGCUGAGAUUCCUCCACAUCCUUUUAACGGGCUUGUUAGGUGUUCUGUGGGAUGGAGUUGAUGCCUUUGGUGGGGUCAGACUAGUAGAUGGGGAGAACAAGUGCUCUGGGAGAGUUGAGGUCCUCCGCCAUGACCAGUGGGGGACGGUUUGUGAUCAUGGCUGGGACCUCCAGGAGGCUGAUGUGGUGUGCCUGGAGCUGGGCUGUGGCUUAGCUGAAUCUGCCCUUCGUGGUGCAGCAUUUGGGGAAGGCAGAGGAGAGAUCUGGCUCCGGCAUGUCCAGUGCACUGGACAUGAGUCGAGUUUGACACGCUGUGCUGUUGUCCUCCACAGUAACUCCUAUUGCACCCAUGAGAACGAUGCAGGGGUGAAAUGCUCAGGGACCCUUUUAACGCCCACCCUCACCCUGCUGUCACCUCACACUGUGUUCACACCCGGGGAGGCUGUUCGCUUCGGCUGCAGUGUUCCACUGGCUCACCACCUCAGUGACUUCCACCUCUACAAGCAGGGAGUGUCCACGCCGCUGGUUACGCAGAGGGCAGACCAGACCCAGGCCAUAGUGGAGCUCACUCUGUCCGACAUAGAGACUUUCCACCAGGGCAGCUACAGUUGUCGGUACAGGAUCAAGGGCGGCCUCUCUUCUCAGCUGCUUAGCUCUCCACCCAGCAACUCCAUCAACAUCACCGUGGUGGAACUCUUGACUCCCCAACACUGGUUCAACACGUCCACUGAGGCCCCGGCUGGUUCCGUCAUUAAAGGCCACAGUUUUAACAUCACCUGCUCUACCCAGCAGCAGUACCCUGGAGGUUCCUUCCAGCUGCGCCUGAUCCGCUCCAAUGGCACAGUGCGCCAGUCCCUGCCUGCCCUCACCCCGUCCGUCACUUUCACAUUUCCCAACGCCCAGAGCUCCAAUGAGGGCUACUACUACUGCCUGUAUAGGGUCCAGCUGGGUGGACGCACCUUUGUCUCCAGAGAAAGCCAGCCCCUGCCUAUAGCCAUAAGAGACCCAGAUCCAGUACUGAGUCCAGUGGUGAUCAGCUGGCUUGUGUCCGUCCUGACGUUUGUAGUAGCUGUCAUUGUUAUAAUCAUUGUGGCCAAGGUGCUGUGUAACAAGGAGAAGAAGCCCUCUGAGCUGGAGCGAGAGACCAGAACCUGUGUGGACAACACUUAUGUUGCCUUAUCAGUUAACAAGCUAUGAUGGUGUAUGCAGGCAGCAGCAGAAUGAACGAGUAAGUGGAAAGUCAGAAGGCUCACACUGUGUCCGACAUCCCUUCAGAAGGCAGGGGACGUAACACAUCAGCUUGGUUGGUCAUCCACCUUUGGAGGAGGCACCAGCUGGAUCAAGUUCAGUCUGGAUGAGGCACAGUUUUCACUGGACACUGACAGAGACCUAAGACUGUGCUGCAGUUUUCUUUCAUAGUAAACUUCAGGGUGGUGUCGCUGCAGGGAAACAAUAGAUGUUAUUCAUUCUUAAGCAUUGUGUUUUAGUGAGAUGUGGGCUAACGGCCUCAGAAGACUGACAGAGAGCAGAAACUAUUUCCAGUUCUAAGUCGGUGAUGGUUCAGGCUUGACUUCACAUUCAUUCAGACUGGGCUACUGCCAUGGCCUCAGAUGUAUGAAGUGGAAAACUGCUACUAAAAGCUGAACUGGGGAAACUGUGACAUGGGUUCCUCAGGUCUCCGUGUAUAUGCAGUUCAAAAAUAUUGUUUUGUAUUUAUUACCGGGUAACACUAACGACAGGCUCCACUAGCUUAUUAUGUACUUGCUUCCACAGAUGACAAUGAUCCUUAAAGCUUAAAAGAUUGAAGAUUACAGGAUGUUUUUGUAUUUUAAGUCUAACCCUACUAUGCAUCAUACAUCAUUAACAUGUACGUUACUGCAAUUAGUGUGUAAGUAGAAAUUAGGUGAUUAAAAUGUUGUUGGAG
Molecule: messenger RNA, 2271 nt
Organism: Toxotes jaculatrix (banded archerfish)
Lineage: Eukaryota; Metazoa; Chordata; Actinopteri; Toxotidae
Exons: 8
Coding region: 348-1544 (398 amino acids)
Cellular component (GO): membrane
Source: RefSeq, a predicted model, not a curated record